CUCUCGCCCUCUCUCUCAAAUUAUAAUGUUAAUCAGACGUUUCUCUCUCACAACAGCUGCCCUUGAUUCUAUUUUCCGCCACCAUCACCUCCGUCUCUUAACCACCGAGUCAAAUCAGCCGCUGCCUCCUCCGCCAUCUCCAGUUAAUCCAGACCAUCUUCUCCGAGUCUGUACCAUCCUUUACCAACAGCAGUACUCUGAAGACUCCAGACUUCACUCUAAACUCUCCUCUUGCGGUUUCCACAUUACCCACGAAUUCUUCCUCCAAGUCUGUAACAAAUUCCCAUACUCCUGGCGCCCCGUCUACCGCUUCUUUCAGUACAUACAGCAAACAGCUCACUCGCAAUUCGCUCACACCUCUGUCUCAUUCAACAAGAUGUUAGACGUUAUUGGUAAAUCAAGAAACCUUGAUCUCUUCUGGGACACGGUUCAAGAAAUGGGCAAUCUUGGUUUGGUUAAUGAUAAAACUUUUAUUAUUGUUUUGAAAACUCUGGCUGCGGCCAGGGAGUUGAAGAAAUGCGUGCAAUUUUUUCACUUGAUGAAUGGGUAUAGGUGUGAGUAUAGUGUGGAGAGGUUAAAUAAGGUGGUGGAGAGUUUGUGUAGAAGUAAGCUUGUUGAGGAGGCAAAAUUCGUGGUUAUGAAGUUGAAGGAAUGUAUUAAACCUAGUGGGGUUACUUAUGGCUUGUUGGUUAAGGGGUUCUGCGAUGUGGGUGAUAUGAUCGAGGCUUCAAAGCUGUGGAAUUUGAUGGUAGAUGAGGGUUUCGAGCCAGGGAUCGAUGUAUUUGAGAAAAUGAUGGAGACAUUUUUCAAGAGGAACGAGUAUGAUGAGGCUAUGAAGGUGUUCCAAACGAUGAGAGUGAAAAGAAUGGAUGAUUUGGGUCUUUCUACUUACAGGCUCGUAAUGGAUUGGAUGUGUAAAAGAGGCAAGAUUGCUCAAGCGAAGAUGAUGUUUGAUGAAAUGUCCAAGAGAGGGAUUGAAGCAGAUAAUUUGACAAUAGGCUCACUAAUUUAUGGCCUUUUAGCUAGAGGAAGGGUAAACGAAGCCUAUAUCGUAGCGGAGAGUAUCGACAGGCCAGAUAUCAGUGUGUACCAUGGGUUGAUUAAGGGACUACUAAGGCUGAGAAGAGCAAGUGAAGCUACGCAAGUGUUUAGAGAGAUGAUAAAGAGAGGGUGCGAACCUACAAUGCACACAUAUAUUAUGCUAUUGCAAGGGCAUCUGGGGAAGAGGGGAAGGAAGGGACGAGACCCACUUGUGAAUUUUGAUACCAUUUUUGUUGGAGGAUUGGUGAAGGCUGGGAAGUCAUUAGAAGCUACCAAGUACGUGGAGAGGACAAUGAAAGGAGGACUUGAAGUGCCUAGAUUUGAUUACAAUAAGUUUUUGCAUUAUCAUUCAAAUGAGGAAGGUGUAAUUAUGUUUGAAGAAAUAGGGAAGAAAUUGAGAGAGGCAGGGUUGGUCGAUUUGGCAGACAUAUUUGAGAGAUAUGGAAAGAAAAUGGCUACCAGGGAGAGGAGGAGAAAUGGUGAAGUUGAGCCCUGAAAAUGAGUUCUCGAAUGAGUUUCUUUUUUUUUUUAUCUUUUUUUUUUUUUUGGUGGAUUGUAUAUAAGAUGGGAUAUUGGCGGUUUAUUUGAACAUUAAAAUUUUUACAUGGGAAUAUAAGAAGGUGAUAGCUCAUUCAAUCA
Molecule: messenger RNA, 1680 nt
Organism: Manihot esculenta (cassava)
Lineage: Eukaryota; Viridiplantae; Streptophyta; Magnoliopsida; Malpighiales; Euphorbiaceae
Product: putative pentatricopeptide repeat-containing protein At1g26500
Exons: 1
Coding region: 26-1537 (503 amino acids)
Molecular function (GO): protein binding
Source: RefSeq, a predicted model, not a curated record